Molecule: messenger RNA, 2570 nt
Organism: Coturnix japonica (Japanese quail)
Lineage: Eukaryota; Metazoa; Chordata; Aves; Galliformes; Phasianidae
Source: RefSeq, a predicted model, not a curated record
UUUUGUUGUUGUUGUUCUUUAUGUAGUUUGUGAUCGUCAUCGUGCGAUUUUCUAUGGUAGGCUGAAUCACAGUUGUCGUAAUGCUCGGGACUGACGCUGUUUCUCUGUAGGGCUCCUCAGAGCAGCCCGGCGUCCCACCACAGAGGCAGACGGACUUGGACGGGCAUGUGGAGAGCGUGAAGCCCAACGUGAGGCUCCUCCGCGCCGCUCCACUCCCCCGCGGCGGCUCCCCAUUCCACGUUGUGAUUUGCAUGCCUCCUCUACUUCCUGCUGCAGAGCCAGUUCUGCAGCCUACCUGGGAGAGGAAGGGAGGCUGUCGUAAAAGGAGAAAAAAAAAAACAGCCGCGGAGGGAGAGCCGGCUGUACGCGCGUAGGAUUCGCUCCAGCCCUGUCUCCAUCCCGCUGAGCUCAGGGCGAGCGUCCCUCAGCCCAAGUUUGCUGGAAAAUUCUGACCUUGCAGCACGGCAGUUGACUCCCAUUUCUCGUGUGACUACAAAACUGGGAAAUGGCCUCUGUGUCAGGCACUUUUGUGAGCCGAAGCAUACCGGUGGAAGUGGAUGAAUCCAUGCUGUAUUCCCCAUUUCCUGAACCUGUCUUGGAAGAGGCUUCACAGCCUUCUGUGGAGAAUGUGGAGGAUGAGGAGUGCCAGAGACCACGUGCCAAUGCAGCACAUCUCUGCAGAGCACUGGCGCAUCACCAGCUGGCCAUGGGGCCGGACAGCAGGCCAUGGUCAGAAUAUACCGAUCCUGAUGGAUGUGGGCGCUUCUGUUCUCCCAGUGAAUCAUUACUGGAAGUAGUUCGUUCCAAGAUGCAUCUUUUAACUAUGGACAAAUCAGACAUGCAGCCAGGACCGCUGCUUUCAGCUGAUACCAACUCCAGUAAGUCAGAGCGGAGCUCGCAUGAUGCUCCUGAGGACUCUUUGGAGGAGAACAACAAAGGGAGUUCAUGGUCACAGCAGCCUUCAGGAGACAAACUCCCAGCAGAGCUGGCAACUGAGGACACAGGUUACAACUCCCAGUCCCAAGACAUCAUGGGUGUCAGGCACCUGGAGCUCCCCUUACCACUUGUGUCCAUGGUGAACCCCCAGGACCUCCCAGGACCACUGAUCUCCAGAGAGUUUUUUGGACCGGAGCCUCAGCAGGACCCCAGGUGCCAGCACUUGCCCCAUCCCAACCCCUCUGCACAAGCCCAUGGCUUCUGUGGGCACCGUUAUAUGGCAGAGCAGCAACUGCACGGCCCAUAUGGCAGAGCUCCUUACCAGCAUUUUGCACAUACAUCGCAACCGCUCCCUCCUGUUCCUGGACCCUGCGUGAGAGUUAUCCGCCCAGCCCAGCAAGUCAUCCCCAAUUACUCCAACCUUCGUGCUCCCAAGGGCACCACUGAGCGACCUCCACAGAGGCUGUGCUCCUCCCCUGGUCCUCCUCGAUUCCCAAACCAGUUGUACAACCAGCUACCUAACGGCCAGCUGCCCCAGAAGGCAUGUGGCCCAGAUGAAGCGUGUUGUUGUCCUUCUGACUAUUUUCCAUCUCCAGCUGCUGUCCCAAGACCUCUCAGUAACCCGGCAGCCAAGGGAACUCUGAGAACCAGCAAUUUGCCGGAAGAGUUGCGCAAGGUUUUUAUAACCUAUUCUGUGGACACAGCAGUGGAGGUCAUGAAAUUUGUGAACUUCCUGCUUGUAAAUGGAUUUCAAACUGCUAUCGAUAUAUUUGAAGACACAGUACGAGGUAUUGACAUCAUAAAGUGGAUGGAACGCUACCUAGGUGAUAAGACGGUGAUGAUAAUCAUAGCAAUCAGUCCAAAAUACAAACAGGAUGUGGAAGGGGCUGAGUCCCAGCUGGACAGGGAUGAACACGGCUUACAUACUAAAUACAUCCACAGGAUGAUGCAGAUUGAGUUCAUACAACAAGGGAGCAUGAACUUCAGAUUCAUCCCUGUGCUUUUCCCAAAUGCCAAAAAGGAGCACGUGCCUACCUGGUUGCAGAACACUCACAUUUAUAACUGGCCAAAGAACAAGAAGAACAUCCUCCUGCGGCUACUGAGGGAGGAGGAAUAUGUCGCUCCUCCAAUAGGCCCUUUACCAACGCUCCAGGUUGUGCCGCUAUGAACAUUAUCUCUUAAAGUGCACGAGAGGCAGUUGCUAAAGGGUUGCUUUUGGCAGGGAGCCGGCACUCUUCCAGAUGGCUCUUUUUGAUGACAGAAGACACUCUUUCUGCUUAAGGAAUUGGUUGUCUUGGGUAGCUCAGGCUCAGCUUGUUCUCCACCACGUUAAACAUCUAUUUCUGAAGCUGAUGGGGCAGAACCCCUUUCUCCUAGGUUUUUUAAAGAAGCCACAAGUGGAACGAAUGCCCAGCUUUAUUUUAACAUCUGUUUUUAACGUACCCCUUUAUUAGUCGAUACAGCAAACAAAUACCAGAAAUAAUGUUGCAAUAAGCGUAAAAUAAAAAUGACGUCCUCCUUUUUGCUCAGGGUUUCUUUAUAGAUAUCCCUGCCUUGUACAGCGUUAUUGAACAGUUAAUUUGUACACGCACUGUUAAAUAUAUUUGCCUUUUGUAAGGCUACCUUGUACAUUG